CCCAACAAUCAAUCACCAGUCACCAGUGUUCCCAACAACCAAUCACCAAUUACCAGUGUUCCCAACAACCAGUCACCAAUUACCAGUGUUCCCAACAACCAGUCACCAAUCACCAGUUCACCAAUCACCAGUGUUCCCAACAAUCAAUCACCAAUCACCAGUGUUCCCAACAAUCAAUCACCAAUUACCAGUGUUCCCAACAAU
Messenger RNA from Clarias gariepinus (North African catfish), 204 nucleotides. RefSeq lists its product as uncharacterized. The transcript is spliced from 2 exons. The record is from RefSeq and is a predicted model, not a curated record. NCBI's taxonomy places the organism in Eukaryota, Metazoa, Chordata, Actinopteri, Siluriformes, Clariidae. The annotation marks the transcript as partial.